AUGCCCAGUACAGAGACUGUCAACCCAUCCGACCCGUUGCAGAAGGCGACGAUGAGGCAAGCGCGAAGCUUGAAGCCCACCUUUUCACGAGGGGGUUUGGAGUCCCAGUCGUGGCACUGUGUCUCGAGCGCAUCCAAUGUGUCGCAUAUCCCAAGACCCCAUUCGCCGUUGCAGGUUUCCGAUCGGCUCGAAGCUGCGGAUGCUGCAAUCACCCAGCUUGUACUCCGGAUCCAUGAUGUGACUCGCGCCUCGGGCCCGCAGCAGUCACCUCUGGGUGCUGCCCAGAAGACACCCCGUGGUGGCUUCUGUCCGUUGCCAGGUUCGGUCGGUUCGGUCGAAGCUCUGCAUGCCGCCCAUGCAAGCUUGUUCUGUUCCCCGAUGCUCAAAGUACCAAAAGGCUCGAAGCACUGUUGCCAGAGGCCGAAUGGCGCUCAGCAACUGCCCGGGAGUCGGCUCCCUCCGGCGCCUGCUUGA
Westerdykella ornata is the source of this 474-nucleotide messenger RNA. RefSeq lists its product as uncharacterized. The coding region runs from base 1 to 474 and encodes 157 amino acids. The transcript has a single exon. NCBI's taxonomy places the organism in Eukaryota, Fungi, Ascomycota, Dothideomycetes, Pleosporales, Sporormiaceae. The record is from RefSeq and is a predicted model, not a curated record.